This is a messenger RNA of Hydractinia symbiolongicarpus, 13682 nucleotides long. RefSeq lists its product as uncharacterized. The transcript has 32 exons. Gene Ontology annotation, biological process: cell-matrix adhesion. The record is from RefSeq and is a predicted model, not a curated record. Lineage: Eukaryota; Metazoa; Cnidaria; Hydrozoa; Anthoathecata; Hydractiniidae. Gene Ontology annotation, molecular function: protein binding. The coding region runs from base 254 to 11947 and encodes 3897 amino acids.
AGACCUGGUUUCUGUAUCGAAUAGGAUAAUCAAUUUCGGCAUCCCUUGAGGCAUAUGUAAAGUGCAAUUAGCAAGCUAUUGUUUUGAUUGACAUGACGAAUGUAAGCAGUUUUUAAAUGAGUUGUAUAAUCUUUUGCGUGGAUCUUCAUAGCAGUUAAAAAAUAUAUGAUAGCUCGUUAACAGUUUUAUUAGUUGAAGCGAUGCGAUACGUAUGAUUUUAAAGAUAUGAACAUUUAAUAAUAACACGAAGAAAAUGGAGAAUGCAGCCUACGAACUGACGGAGCAAAACGGUCAAACAAAAGAGCAUGGCACAAAUAUUUCUACUCAAGACAGUAUACAGUUAAAAAUAAAUUAUAAAGAAGAAGCAGUAUAUAGAGAAAGUGCAAAAAGAGUAAAAGGAAGACGUUUGCAGGGCGAAAAAACGAAAAGUGGCUUAACACGUGCGCAGAUAAUUCGAGUUGUCAUCACUAUAUUCGUUUGUGUAGCAGUAUUAGUAAUAAUAGGAAGUGUUCUUUAUAAAUAUUAUAUCUCAGUAGAAGAUGAAGUUGCUGUAAUUCCGCCCCCAAGAAAUGCUUUAGAGCUUCAAAAAUACGGACCAGCGAAUGGUGACAAAAGUUUAAACAACAAUACAAACAUUGUAGAAGUUAUACUGCGGCAAAAAAUUCCAUUGUUUUCAACACUUGGCAGCACUGUUUAUAUCAGUCGACAUGGCUUUAUAUCGUUGAAAAAAGACAAUGAUAAGGUUGCAAACUUGUCAAAGAACGAUACUAUUCUGGCUGUCUAUUCAUCAGAAAUGUCUCAUAGUGGAGAAGUAUACUACAGAGAAAUCCUAGAUGAUAAAGAUUUGCGAGAAGUCACGAAAGAUCUUAUUAAUAUUUCCUCUGCAUACAAUCCUAUCCAAGCAUUAUUAAUAACAUAUGCAAAUGUUAGCUUUGUGACAAACGCGAAAAAGAAACAAACUUUCCAAGUUGUUUUGACUUCUGAUGGAAAUAACACUUACGCCAUUUUAUAUUACAAACAGUUAGAUACUAUUACAGAUGCCGUUGCAGGAUUCUUUGAACAAGAUUGCAACAAGAUGAAUUUUGCAACGAAAGAUCAAGAUUUAUCACAAACAUCAAAUACUGGCAAAGCAGGAGCACACAUUUACUUACUAACAAAUUACACAUGUAUGAACGAACACAUCACAACGUGUGAAAUGAAAGCAUGUCCAAGACAUUUGGAGUGUUCGAUGAAAACCCCGAAUGAACCAUAUUGUGAUUGCAUUACGACGUGUGAAAAUCAAACAUCAAAAAUUUGUGCAUCGGAUCAACACGAAUAUGAUAGCUUGUGUAAGAUGCAUCAAGCGUUUUGUUUGAAAUAUGGACCUCUUGUCUCUUUGAAUGUGACAAGGCUAUAUCAUGGUGAAUGCAAAGGAGUUUUCCCUUAUGGUCUUGAUCACGGUGAUGCAAUAGCAAAUGGUAAUAUAGCAUUAUUACACCUGUCAAAUCAAAUGCCUUUGUUUUCGUCAUCUUUGGAAAGAGCAAUAUAUAUAUACAAAGAUGGUUAUAUCACUGUUUUCCCGAACUCUACUCAGCCAGUACGCAUCCCUAACACAAAAGCAGUUAUAACACCUUAUAUGUUCUCUACACAUACAAGAACUAAAAGAAGCUUAAAAUCUAACUCUAACAAUGAUUUGGUUAACACUGGCAAGAUUUUUUACAGGCAAACCAAUGACAGUAACAUUUUGCAAAUUGCAACUAGUUUUAUUAAUGAAUCUAUCAAUGAAAUAGUUAAUAUCAGCGCUGCUGUCAUUGUGACAUUUGUUGACAUUCCAUCACCUACAAACCAUUCCCUGAAACAUACAUACCAGGUUUUUAUAGCAUCUAAUUUACAACAAACAUUUUUGAUUUUAAAUUACCUGAAUCUUGACAGUAAUGGUGCUCUCUCAGGCUACUAUUCUACACAAUGUAAUUACAAGUCUCUGGUUACAGAAAAUACAACUGCGAGGCUAGUUAACAUGUCAAACAUUCAAAGAAAGGGAUUCUUUCUUUUUCAAUUGAAUAAACCUGAAAUUGAUUGUCCAAAACACUUGCAAUGUCAACUGAAUGCACGGGAAACUAUGUUCUGUGGAUGCAAAACAUGUAGCGAAGAAAACUAUGAUGUAUUUUGUGGCACAGAUGGAAAAUCGUAUGCAAAUCAUUGCACAUUAGAUAAGAUGUUUUGUGAAAACUAUGGAAACAAAUCAACGGCAAAUGUGACUAAAGCAUACAGUGGCAAUUGCUCAGUUAUGUAUCCAUUUGGAUUAGAUGUCGGUCAUAAAGAACUUCCACUUGGUGUGCAGUACAUCGAGAUGACGAAGCCUAUGGUUUUAUUCUCUCAGCCAGCCAACAAACUACUGGUAAACGCAAAGAUUCCUUUUCUAACUCCAUACGCAGGAGAUACCCAACUUGGAAAGAUUUAUGUAUCAUCUAACGAAUACAUUCCCUUCUUAACUAAAAUUUACUACAUGGAGUCAUUUGAUAAAAAUUGGUUACAAAGAGCAUCGCACGACAUAUCAGAGCACAUAAAGUAUAAUUUCACAGCAUCUCAUGUCAUUGUAAUAACGUAUGCAGUUGUACUUGAUGAACUAUCUAACAGAUCCAUCGCUCAAGUUGUUUUAGCAUCAAACGGUAAAAAAUCAUAUACAAUGUUCAAUUACAAGGUGUUACAGGAAGAGUCUUUCUUUCAUGGUAUCUUCACAAAUCAUGCUAUUGAUUCGUGCCUAUUUAAAAGUAGAGGAUUUGUAUCUGGUUUAAAUGCUUUAAAUGAAUCCAACACUAAUGUAAAUGGAAGAUACAUAUAUCUUAUUUCACCGUUCGACAUCUUAUGUCCAUCAUAUACUCGAUGUUCUAUUUCAUUUAUUGAAGACCCAGCGGGUAGUUUUGAAUGCCGUUGCAAGAGGAUAUGUCAACAUUUGCAACCUGUAUGCGGAAAUGACGGUGUAACGUAUGAAAGCAAAUGUCAUUUAGAGAAAAUCUUUUGCGAGCGGUAUGGGAUUAACAACGAAAUAAAUAUCACAGUUGCUUACAGCGGACCAUGCAAUGUUUUCUAUCCCUUCGGAAGUAAUUACGGUGAUAGUAGAUUAUUAUCAAAUGAAUCUGAAACGACUUUUUUGCUGUCAAGGCCAAUGUUGCUGUUUACAAAUAUUCGGAACAUGAUUGUGAUCUCAAGAGAUGGUAUGGUAAGAACGGAUGCCGACUUGGACAAGCAGAAUCCACCAACAGCAUCUAUCGACAUACUUUCAAUAAGUAGAUCGUUUAAAGAAGUGUUAUACAGAGAAAUAUUCAAUAUUUCCAUUUUACAAAAAGCAUCAAAUGAUAUUAUGAAGGUUAUGCAAACAGAUUUCAGUGCAACACAAGGCAUUAUUGUGACAUUUCAGGGUGCAUUUAAUACUUCCCAAAACAAGCAUCAGUUUGUUAUUGUUUCAGAUAACAAAACAACAUAUUCAAUAUUUAACUCUGAAGGCAACACUACGUUUGUAUAUUUAGAAACUGAUUGUAAUUCUAAAUAUUUAACCGUAGAACCAAAUAGUCCAAAAAUUCAUAAGUUAUCCAACUAUGAGUAUUUGGUGCAGUGCCCAUCACAUUUAGCAUGUUUCAGAUUUGACAACAAGUCCAAUUGUGAUUGCAGAUAUUGUCUCACAGGCAAGACAAUGCCUGUUUGUGGAACAGAUGGUAAAACGUACUCAAGCAAAUGUGAACUUGAUUCUGAAAGUUGUUACAAGUUUGGUCCGUCCAACACAUCGCACGUGCAGGUUGCAUAUAGUGGAAAUUGCAGUGAGUUACAAAGCUUUGGUUUAGCACAUGGAGACCAAGAAUUCAACAUGUCAACUGAUAUCACACAAUUCACACUACAUAAAGAAAUUCCAUUGUUUUCUUCUCCCGGAAAAACUGUUUACAUCAGCCGACACGGGUUUAUAUCAACGGUGGAAAACAAAAAUAAAAUUGCUAAUCUGUCGAAAGGUGGAAUUAUUCUCGCUCCUUACUCAAUGGAAAUGUCACAGGCGGGAAAGAUAUACUAUCGAGAAAUUACAGCAAAAAAUAAAUUAGCAGGAAUCGCAGAAUUAGUUAGUUCCUAUAUCGCUACAUCCUUUGAUCCGGUACAAGCAUUAAUUGUCACAUAUGUUAAUAUGACAUCUGUCAUGGACGCAACAAGGAAGCAAACAUUCCAAGUUGUUCUGACUUCUGAUGGUAACUUGACUUAUGGCAUAUUUAAUUACAAAGAGCUGAAUGCGGACAAUGCCACAGUAGGAUUUUAUGAACGAGACUGUAAUCAAGAACGUUUUGUGGCUGCAGAGAAAAGCAGAACGUUGCUAAAUAAUUCAAAUGGUAAAAUAAACGGAACCUAUGUCUAUGUAUUGACGAAUUACAAAUGUGAGAAUAAAAGUUUGUGUGAUACAAUCAGCUGUCCUAAACAUUUAGAAUGUCAGGUAUUAAAUAGAAAACCGUUUUGUCGAUGCAUUAAAAGUUGCAUCAAUGGCACAUCCAGCGAGGUUUGUUCUUCAGAGUAUGUAACUUACUCCAAUGAAUGUGUUAUGAAUCAAUCGUUGUGCAAUGCUUAUGGAUAUGAACGACCAUGGAAUGUCACAUUGCUUCAUCGCGGUAUCUGCAGAGUUUUCUACGAAUAUGGAAUAGAAAAUGGUGACAAAAAACUACUGCAAAAUGAGAGCAGCAGUAUUCUGAUCCUGAAAAGAAAGAUGUUAUUUUUUACAAACCAUAGACGUGAUAGGCUUGUGAUAUCCAGAACUGGCUUGGUUGGAGCACCUGAAGACUAUACAGUGUCUAAUUAUAUUAAAGUAUUUUAUCAGUCCAAAUAUGAAGAGGUUCUAUAUAGGGAAACUUUUAGUUCCGCAAUUUUGCAAAAAGCAUCCAACGAUGUCAAUAAAAUGAUAAAAACAGAAUUCAAUGCAUCGCAAGCAAUUAUUGUAACAUUUAAUAAUGUUUUGAACGCUACGUUAUCGGUCAACCUAUUUCAAUUCGUUAUUGUAUCAGAUAACAAAACAACAUAUCUUAUUAUUAAUUCCGCUGAAAAUGGAUUUCUUCCCUAUACUGAAACCAAUUGUAAUGCCGACUUCAUAUACUUGUUGGCAAACAGUCGAAAAGUUCUUCAAUUAUCUAAUCACGAUGUGUUGCCGUGUCCAACGCAUUUAACAUGUAAAAAAAUUAACGACAAAUCUGUUUGUGGAUGCAAGAUAUGUUACUCAUCUGCAACAAAGUAUAUUUGUGGUACAGAUGGUAAAACGUAUAAAAACCAAUGUGAACUUGAUUCUAAAAGUUGUGAGAAAUUUGGAGCAUCCAACAUUUCGCACAUCCAGACUGCAUACAAUGGAAAUUGCACCGUGACAUAUCAAUAUGGAUUGAGCGCUACGCAUCAAAAUUUGUCUCUCAAUUACAGUGAUAUCAACCUGAAAACUCCCAUACUGCUAUUUUCAGAAAAUGUAACAAGUUUAAAGAUCAACAGGUUGGAAAGAAGUGUCGAGUGUUACACUAACCAUUCUAACAAAAGUGUGGGUGCAAUAUUUGGUGCUGAUAUUUUCCCCUCAACUGUUGUUGGUGACAUCUCCUAUGAUGAAACCACCAAUCCAGAUUUGCUGCAAAGAGCGUCCUAUGAUAUUUCUAAUUUCCUAACAAAAACGUAUAGAGCCACUCAAUUGGUUGUCAUAACGUUUUCAAACAUCCAUUGGAAGGAAAACAUAGGUUUGAAGGAAAUCAAAGAAGAAUUGACUUUUCAAGUAGUUUUAAUAUCAGAUGGUCAGUCCUCGUACGCAAUGUUGAACUAUGGGAAAGUCAAAAUGAACUACACAGACCUUAUACACUUAAUAAUUGGAGCAGACAAAUGUAGUCAAAGACUCCGAGCAUUUAUGCCAGGAGAAAGCGUUUUAACUAGUACUAAUACUAACCUAAAUGGUAGCUAUGUAUACGAAGUAUCGAGUUUGAAAUUUAGCUGUCCAAACCACCUACAAUGCACGGCUGUCGACGGCCAGCAUGAUUACUCAAUUCAAAUAAUUUGUGCUUGCAAAACAGACUGUUCAGCGUAUUUGCAGCCGGUUUGUGGAACAGAUAAAGUAACGUAUAAAAGUUUAUGUCAUUUACAGAAAAGCUUUUGUGAACGGUUUGGGAACAGAAGUGAAAUCAAUAUAACAGUUUCUCAUAACGGAUCAUGCGAUAUCUUAUAUGAAUAUGGAGAAGACGCAGGAGAUAAUUCUUUUGUUGGAGACGACGAUGUAAAAGCCAUGAUUCUAAAAAGAAAAAUUCCCUUGUUUUCCACCGUUGUCCAAACGCUAUACAUUAACACCAAUGGUUUAAUAUCAACAAUAAAAGAUUCAUCUCACAGCUUAACUAUACCAUAUAACAAGCCUAUAGUGGCGGGGUACAUCGCUGACCUAUAUUCUGAUAACAAUAUUGGUAAAAUAUAUUACCGACAAACUUUUAACAGUAGCAUUUUAAGAAGGAUCAGUACCGAUGUUAAGAGGUUGAACAUAACGGAUUUUCAAGCAACGUCUGCAGUUAUUGUAACAUAUAAAAACGUGGUCAAAUUCGGGGACCGCAAUGCAACAUACACGUUUCAAAUUGUCAUUGCAUCAAAUGACGUAAAAACAUUUGGUAUAUUCAAUUACAAAAGACUGGAUCCACAAAAUGGCACUGCUGCCUUUUACGAUAGCCUUUGCAAUUAUAAAAUAUUUGCCAACCAAUCAGUUAGUCUGAGUUUGACAAAUACAUCAAACGUUGACAUUAAAGGUCGCUAUGUGUACCAGCUUAGUAGGAAAACUUUAGUAUGUCUUGAUCAUUUAACAUGUCGAUUGGAUGCAGAUUCACAAGCUUAUUGUGGAUGUUUUACAGACUGUUCUUCGUACAAAAAACAGUUGCUGUGUGGAUCUGAUCAUGUCACGUACGAUAGUGAAUGUGAACUCACAAAAACGGAAUGUGAGACAUUUGGUAAUAACACGAUUAUGAAGAACAAAGUUGCUUAUUUAGGAGAGUGCAAAGUUCUCUAUCCAUAUAAAUCAGUAUCUGGAAAUAGCAGAGGUGAAGGUGAUGAUGAUGUCUUUGCAAUAGAUUUAGAACAGCAACUUACUGUUUUUGGGCAAAAUGUUUCUAGGUUGUAUGUGAAUACAAACGGUUUUGUUACACUAACCCAGUCGCCCGGGCGUAUUACAAGCAACUACGAUAAACCAAUCAUCUACGUGUACUAUCACGACUUCGUAUCCAACGCGACUAAAGGCGGAUUGUUCAUUCGCAAUUUAAAAGAUCAAAAAUUGUUAUAUGGUAUUAGUGCUGAUAUAAAAAGAAGAACAAAAUCAGACUUCAACGCAACAACUGGUGUUAUCUUUACCUUUGAAGAUGUAUUCCGCUAUGGGAAUUUUUCAGAAGAGAAUUCAUUUCAAGUAGCAAUUGUAUCUGAUAACGUGACUACGUAUGGUGUAUUCAAUUACGCGAAAUUACAAACCAACAACUCCAGGGCAGGCUAUUAUUCCUCUGAAUGCAACCGUGAAGAGUUUAUGUCAAAGGUUAUUAGUAAAUUGCUUGCCCAAUCGUCGAAUGUUGGAAUCAUAGGUCGCCAUGUGUAUUUACUUAGUCAGACUGGCAUAUCAUGUCCAGCUCAUUUGAAGUGUCAAAAGGAUGAUAAAGGGAGAACAUUUUGCGGUUGUCAUAAACAAUGCGCUCAAACCAGCGGGACAAUGUUCUGCGGAUCUGAUCACAGGACAUACGCAAGUUCAUGCCAUCUGUGGAAAGACUACUGUGAAAAGUAUGGAAAUAACAGUGUGGUGAAUGUAACUAAAGCUCAUGAUGGCGAUUGUAAAACUCGCUAUCCUUUCGGCAAACAACACCAGGAUAAGGAGCUUUUUGGCGAUGAUAUAUCUCGGUAUUUUCAGCUGUCUAGAGAAAUUCCAUUAUUCACACAGCUAAAUAGUUAUAUUCAUAUCAACACGAAUGGAUUUCUAACGAUCACACUCAAUCCACAGUACAACGUGAGUAUACCGUACAACAAAAAUAUCUUAGCUGCAUAUGCUGUUGACUUAGACGCAAGAAAAAAUGCCGUGUUUUAUCGGGAAACAUUUAACGCUACAAUACUUUCCAGAGCUGAUGAAGAUGUUAGAAGGCUUUCUCGUAAUAAUUUCACUUCAAAACACGCCAUCAUCGUCACCUACGACAACAUACCAAUAUAUGGCACGAACUCUUCUUUGAGUAGCUUCCAAACUGUUUUAGUAACUGAUUUUAACGCAACCUAUGUCAUUCUAAAUUACUUUCGUCUGGAUGUUGCAAAUGGCACAGUCGGAUUUUACGAAAAUCUGUGUAAUUACAAGCUAUUCACUCCACCGUCGAACAGCACCCUGCUUACGGAAACGUCAAAUGUCGGCGUAAAAGGUCGGCACGUUUAUUUGUUGACAUCUUUUAAGUGUCCGCUCAAUUUAGAAUGUAAAAUUGACGAUAGUGAUCAAGAAUAUUGCGGAUGCAUAAGUAAUUGCAGUACAGUUCGGACAACCGAAGUUUGUUCCACCAAUCGAACAGAAUAUCCAUCAAGCUGUGAAUUUAACAUGGUGGCAUGUGAAUUGUAUGGCAUUCAGAAUGUGUCCAGUGUUAGUUAUCUUCACCAGGGAAAAUGCCAAGGUUUUUAUCCGUUCAAAUUCACACAUAAUGACAAAAGAUUUUAUGGAGAUGAUGAAAUUGUGUCGUUAACGUUGGGAAGACACAUUCCCUUGCUCUCACGUCCCGCGGACAGAAUUUACAUCAACAGCAACGGUUUUAUUUCCAUGAUAUCACUGUCGCGUUCAGAUUUGACAUUCCCAAUUGAAACUUCCGUUAUCACAGGAUAUGGUAUGGACUUGGACUCUACUAAAGCUUCAUCUGAAUACAUAUGGUAUCGUAAAACUGGCAACAAAGAUGUACUGAACAGAGUAAAUAAUGAUGUAAAGAGAAUAUCAGAUGACGAUUUUGCAGCAAAUAUUGCUCUUAUUGUGACUUUUGAGAAAUCUGGUGUGUAUAAUCAACCAACUAAACUUCACGACUUUCAAAUAAUACUCGCAAGCAAUGGCAACGAAACUUAUGGUAUCUUUAUCUAUGAGCGCUUGGAUUUAAAUGGAGCUGUUGCAGGAUUUUACGAAAACAAUUGCAAUUUUAAAAUGUUGUCCCCUCCCUCAAAUAGUAAGUCGUUAACUGAAACCACCAACUGUGGAGUAAAGGGAAUGCAUAUUCUUCGUUUAACAAACUUAUCUUGCUAUCAAUCGAAAGUUGGCAUUAAUUAUACAACUGUAAAUAUAUUAUUAACGGCAAAAUCAAGUGUUAGGUCGUUUCAAUGGAAAAUAGGUGAUGACAGCCCCAAUGCUGAUGUGAUUGUUGUGGAGCAUGUCAGUGGUGUUUAUGCAAGUAUCUUGUUUGGAUACAUUGAAACCUUGCGCUACCUCACGCAUGCAAAUGUCAAAGUUCUGUACAGUAGGGAAACUUCAUCUGUUGUGAAGAACCCUUUUCAUUUCCAAGUUGUUUUCGAAAAGACACCGCAAAAUGAUCAUUUCCAGUAUGGGUUGAUUCCAUUGUCACUGAGAUUUAAAUGCAUUUCUAGAAGAUUCGACAUCAAACUUGCAUCGAAACCAUCGAUAAAAGUUUCAUUUAUGACCAAUGUAGCAAAUUUUACUCAUGCAAACAUUAAAAAUACAAGUUUAUGGUUAACAAACGUAUCUGAAACUGAGUUUUCAAUAUGUUAUGUUUCAGCGGAGAAUGUUUACCUAACCAACGUUAGUUACAUAGCAAUUUCUGGUAACUCCAGCACAAAAGCAACAGAACAUGGCGCUGCUUUGUUCCAAACUAAUGAAAUGAUCAUAUGCAAGAAAAUAUAUUUCAGAUAUAUUUACACCUUGCCUCCUUCGGUAUUUACCUCGCAAGAAGGCUACGAAAACUAUGACGGUUCAAUACAAACAUGGAUCAAAACCAUACAUUCGACACAUUUUGAAUUAUGUGCCAAGAACAGAGCUUUAAGACCUUUACCACGAUUGCAUAAUAUAAGCGUAUUCUAUAUUGUCAACGGUGUUAAAGAUGCAUGCAACAACAUUACCUGUCCUAUUGGUUUAGAAUGUCGAAAAGCGACAACUGGUGCACUUUAUUGCGAUUGCAUCACGAAUUGUUCCUCAGUCGUCAAAGAAGACGUUUGUGGCACUGAUUUUAUAACUUAUAAAAGUGCAUGUGAACUUCACAAAUCCACAUGUGAGCUGUAUGGUGCUUAUAAUAAACAUGAUAUCACAAUAGCACAUCGUGGAAAAUGCAUUGUUUAUCCAAUGCAAACUGGAAAGACCAUAGUUAACAACACAGACGCGAAGAAAACAAUUUGCCAAGAUAUCGCACUAAAACCUUAUAACUUCCAUCCAACUCUUAAAGUCAGUAUUAUUCUUACACUCACUUGCAACAACACUGGCUGUGACAACAAGCUCUUUUACUGGGUUGAAAGGGUUACUAACAUUGCAUUUACGGCCUGCAUCAAGACAGCUUCUGCCAUUUCUCGGUUUGUAAUUAACUGGCUUGCUUAUCAAAGUGGUUUCAAAACAUACACUGGUGGUCGGAUCGGUACAGGAGAAAUUAAUGUUGACAACAGUUUUACUAAGUGCGUCAGAAUUCAGGAAAUGGAGGAAAGAGCAACACACACAUUAGUGGCUGUCCAACGAUUAAGUGCAAACUUGAGCAAUUUAUUUAUUUCUGCAUGGGUAAAAUACGGAAUAAACGUGGAAGUAUGCGCAAAGGAUUUUAGUGUGUCUACUGAAACGACACGAAUCCAAGUGAAUUGGAUCACUCUCCCAAAAGAAUUUUUACCAUUUCUUACCGAGCUGAGUUCAGUGUCAUAUGCUGCUGGUUUUACAGAAACCUGCAAGACAUUAUCCUACAACAGGAAUUUUCCAUCUCUACCCAAUCCAGUGAUUUUAUCUGCUGCAAUUGACCUGGCAAAAGGAGAAGUAAUGAAGAAAAUAGAUACAUGGUUGAAAGCACCCAAUGAUACCCACUUAACAGUCUGCAGAAGACCAAUAUCUCAAACGUUGAUCCCAUUCAUCGUCUUGCCUACUCUUUGUGAAGAUGGAUGGGAGUAUGCAGUCAACAAAUGUUGGAAGAAGGGAGACGGCUGUCAUAACUUCAACGAUGCCACACAGACAUGUGUCUUACAAAACAGCAGUCUAGCUGUUCCAGCCAAUAUAGCCGAAAAUUUUCUAAUAGGGCAAUAUUUUCCAAACAAUAGCAUUUGGGUAGGCUUAAAUGACAGAAAAAGUGAAGGAGACUGGGUGACGAACGAGAAUGAUACUUCAACUUAUCAAAACUGGAUGAUUGGCAAACCAGAUGGAGGUAAUCUGGAGAAUUGUGCAACAUUACGUCACGCGAAUGAUGACAGAAAAUGGGAUGAUUUGUCAUGCUCAACCUGUAACAAAUAUGUCUGUAGUAAAGAUGUUGCUUUUGAAAAGCGUGGUGGGUGCAACCACGAAUGUUUAAACGGAGGAAAGUGCACGAUACGCAAUUUCAAAACUGCGUGUUUAUGUGCUGAAGGAUUUAUGGGUAGUAAAUGUGAUCAAAGAGUUUCUGAUGUGGCUGAAUGUAAUAAUUACACAUGGCAUAACGAGACAUCAAGAAAAUUAGUUCCACACACCUUGAACCCUUCGCAAUGUGAUAAAGACAAUUUAACAAAUGGUUGGCAUAGAUUCGGUGCUGCAACCAACUCAAAACUGGCACAGCGUUGUCCUAACAGCCACAAUUAUUGCGGUGUUAUGAAUCCUGGCUGGUUGUAUGGCGACUUCCCCACUACAGACGACGGCAUCGUGGAACGAAACAUACAUUUCUUUUCAUUCUAUUGCUCAGAUGACCAUGGCAAAGUAAAAAUACGUAACUGUGGAAAUUAUUUCACCUAUAAGUUCAACGCCUUUCCCUAUUGGUCUUGUGAUUAUGGGAUAUGCAUAGCUUAAAUACCCUAUGGUCAGAGGACGCAUAUUUGUAAUAUGACAUAUGUUUUUCGUACAACACAGGGGAGUAUGUAGGAUGUUUACGAAACAAGAACAGGACUAUCUGCAACGACGUUGUCAAGGACUUUUCAUGAAAUCCCGUCAUAUGAAAAACGCGCUAAAAUUUAAUUACAAAAAAUUAAACGAAAACAUGAUAUGAAAACAAAUAUGGCUACUACGAAAAUUGCAAAAAAAUGCGAAACUGACAAAGAAACUGACAACAAGCCGUUAAAUACAAAAUUUAGAGAAAAAAAUUUUAUUCGCUUUUUCUGAGUGCUUUUAUCAGUAGUGUUUUAUUAAGCCAUUUUUACUUUAAUAAAUUUUGGACUUUUUUCCCUUGUCUCGUCCUUGUUUCGUAAGGUCGCUAAUAUAUGUUUCGGACAAGAGUGAGGAAUUGUCAUUGUGGAUUCUUUUAAGAAUGAUGUUAUCAAGAAAAGUGAAGAGAAAACACGACGUAUCUUUAAACUAAUGAAGAUGAAAAUGUCUGACACAGAACGUGAGUGAUAUGUUGUCCUUGUUGCUGAAAAGUGAUGAAAAAAAUAUAUGAGAGUAAUUUUAGGUCAUAUAAAAAAACCCUUCCUGAGAAAAAACGUUUUAAAAUUUUAUAGUGCAUAGUCGUAGCUUAUAUAUAGAUAUAUUGUUGCACUUUUUAUAUAUUUAUAUUUUAUGAAUAAAGGUAUUAAAUAAAACAAUAGUGCAUAGUCAUAAGAAUUAAGAUAUAGAAUGGAAAGUCGCAGGUAGUUUAUUGUUUAUGUUUUUGUUGCGAGAAUCUUAUUAGCACCCAGUGCUUUACCUGCACACUUUAUGGAAAAUAGAACAUUUCUGAGUUAGUUACUGGAAACAAAUGCUUUAAAACAUUUUGAAAACUGUUUUUACAAUAUGCUGACGAACAUUGCUUUUUAUACGACUGCACAGUUUCAAGAAGGGCUAAAUAUAAAGGGUUCUAUAUUUUUAAGGUCCUAUCUGAUGAGAAUACAUUUGACAAAUCGUGGAGAAAGAAACUAGUUGCUGUUGUGAUAAAAGGCGGGGAGGUUGACCAUGCUCUGAGGAAUAGGGUUGAAGAAAGUCAGAUAUAUAUCUGAAAAAGGCACUUUAGCGAAGAUAAAAGGAAUCUUAAACACUUUAGCAGAACCACAACUGUUAACCUUCCCAUUAAAAGUUUUCGUUCGUCCUCUUCAAUGUUCAAGCCUCGUGAAUCAACAUAAAUUUUGCAGAAAAGAGUUAUGGUAAAAAAAAAUGUUAACACUGAUUACUACAAGUUCUUCACAGAUUUAAUUUCGAAAACUCAUUGAAGUUAGCUGGUUGGAGUUUAGCUUUUGCUAGUGAAUGUGCUUCUUUUGCUUCUAAUGGUGAUAUCCACUCUAUACCAAAAUAUGAAAUUUAUGUUGAUAGUAAUCUUGCUUUUACUGUUUAUGUUUUAUAAGGGUCUGUUAAAAACAACAUUUAGCUGCUCACAAUCACUAAACCUCAUUACCAUCACAAAUUGGACUAAAAUAAUUCUGAGUCUAAAAUUGUGUCCGGGUUUGUUGGACUGUUUUGCUUGUAGCUGUCUUGAGCACUGUGUUUCAAGAAAAUUAAACUUCAAAGAAAAUAUUACUUCACCUCUUCAUGAAAGCAAAUGUUACCGAUCUCCAAGUUGCUGAAUCAUUAUUCCACAAUAAUCUUCUGAAAAAUGCUUUGAGUGUGUCAAGUCAGAAUU